Messenger RNA from Cololabis saira (Pacific saury), 1665 nucleotides. RefSeq names its product atonal bHLH transcription factor 1b (gene atoh1b). The transcript has a single exon. NCBI's taxonomy places the organism in Eukaryota, Metazoa, Chordata, Actinopteri, Beloniformes, Belonidae. The coding region runs from base 87 to 770 and encodes 227 amino acids. Gene Ontology annotation, molecular function: protein dimerization activity. The record is from RefSeq and is a predicted model, not a curated record.
UAUAAAUUGCAUUGCACAUUGCACAAACCUCUCCAGAGAGGAGGACAUCAGCAGAAAGUCGUCAAUCCGACCUCACACUCCAGUGCAUGAGCAGAGGCCACCACCGGAGAGAGAUGGCCGCAAAAGCGGAGCUUUCAAAUUGGCCAGAGUACCCGGAGGACUUGCGCAACUUGGCGCACAUCAACUCCAAAACGUGGAUUUCUCCCAAUUCAAUUCGCGCGUUCUCGAGGAGGGACACGCACGCCGGUGAAGAUGCAGAUAGGCCUAUAUCCCUGGAGAAACUUGUGCCAGGGAGUAAACUCCACGAAUGCGUGUCCACCAGCACCACCGAGGGCGCGCACGCAGGCCCGCCGGGCCCGCACAGGCACAGACGCGUGGCCGCCAACGCCAGGGAGAGGAGGAGGAUGCACGGACUCAACAAGGCUUUCGACGAGCUCAGGAGCGUCAUCCCGUCCAUGGAGAACGAGAGAAAGCUAUCCAAAUAUGACACCCUGCAAAUGGCCCAGAUUUACAUCACGGAGCUGUCGGAGCUGCUGGCCGGCGUGGUCCAGCAGGAGUGUGGGAGUGAGCAGAGCUCCAGGAUCAACCUGGACCUGAACACCCUGCUGGCCGGAGAACAGCAACUAGAGACCCCCAGAAACCAGCUCAUCAUACUCGGGCCUCCCUCUGACCUCGAGUCAAGUCAUUCAAGAGCUUCUUCCUCCAGCAGCAGUGAUGGGGAAUCCUCGCACCUCAGCGACGGAGAGGACGCUCAGAGUGGGAGACAGUGAAGCCUAAAUGACAGUAGACACACAUGAGAGACACUUCUGCUGCAUCUUCUCCUGUCAACAGUGAUAGAGUAGAUGGGGUUUUUUGUGUUUGUUUGUUGGUUUUUUACUUUUUUUAUUUUAUGAUGCCUCUAUUAACUACAAUAGAGCUUCAAAAAUGCACUUUAAGAUUAUUAACAAUAACUAGUGGCAUUUCCAGAGUCAUUUGUUGGACUUUGGAUUUUAUUUCUAUUCAAAAACAAGUAUUUUUCUAUUUAUGUGUAGCUGAGUGGCAUUUAUGGGGGAUGUUUUGCUAUAAUAAAGAUAUAAUUAAGACAUGAGUGUGCUUUUUCAGUUUUUUUUUAUACAACCCUUUUAACACAACAUUCACAACAAAAUAAAUACUGUUUUUGGCUUUGAUGCAAGGUGCCCAUAAAAGAAUGAUGAAAGAAAGUCAUUCUUAUUUUUUAAAAGAAGAAAAAGACCAUUUGUCCUUGAAUGUGCAAGACUUUUCCAAGCUUUUGUGUAAUUAAACACUAAUCAGGUUCAGCAACAUGACUUUAUAUGUACUGAUGCAAGAAGCUUCUUUUACAUGCGACCGCUUCAGAUGUUUACAUGACAGUAGACAUGAGAGACACUUCUGCUGCAUCUUCUCCUGUCAACAGUGAUAGAGUAGAUGCAUGGGGUUUUUUGUGUUUGUUUGUUUGUUUUUUACUUUUUUAUUUUAUGAUGCCUCUAUUAACUACGAUAGAGCUUCAAAAAUGCACUUUAAGAUUAUUAACAAUAACUAGUGGCAUUUCCAGAGUCAUUUGUUGGACUUUGGAUUUUAUUUCUAUUCAAAAACAAGUAUUUUUCUAUUUAUGUGUAGCUGAGUGGCAUUUAUGGGGGAUGUUUUGCUAUAAUAAAGAUAUAAUUAAGA